Molecule: messenger RNA, 3113 nt
Organism: Rhipicephalus microplus (southern cattle tick)
Lineage: Eukaryota; Metazoa; Arthropoda; Arachnida; Ixodida; Ixodidae
Gene: Agps
Product: alkyldihydroxyacetonephosphate synthase
Biological process (GO): lipid biosynthetic process
Cellular component (GO): peroxisome
Molecular function (GO): alkylglycerone-phosphate synthase activity; FAD binding
Source: RefSeq, a predicted model, not a curated record
GCCCGUGGUCGGCUGUUCCUGUUUUGAGCGCAUAAAUAAUCGGCGGCUCGAUCGGCCCAGCAGUGCAUCUCUCUCUCCGAGCAUCAUCCCGUCCUGUGCGAUGGCGGCCAAGGAGCGACUGGACACCAUCCGCAAGCACCUUCAAGGAGCCGGCAACAAGUCCGGCGAUGAUGCACGCUCCCAGGACGGCGGUGCCGCGGCGAAGGGCGUCUGCCCGCCGGUGGCCAGGACCACCACGAUUCCCAGACGAAGGCAAGACUUGCUGAAGUGGAAUGGCUGGGGAUACAAAGACUCCAAGUUUGUGGUUGAUGGCACCACACAUCAUAUUUCGUUCACAGGUGACAGGUACAAGAUUGGGAACAAGGUGCUGCCUCACUUCAAGGCCUGGGUCGAGUCGGCGUUGGGCGUCGACCUUAGUGUCCUCAUGCCGGCUCAGCCCCCACCUUCAGACCAGGAACUUCCGCCCCCCAUAAUCAACGAGGCAUUCCUGGAGGACGUUCGUCGUGCCGGCAUUUCCUACUCGGCCGAUGGCCAGGACAGGCUUUUCAGGGCACAUGGUCACACCAUGCGGGAGAUCUUCAUCCUGCGGGAAGGUUCGUUCGCUCGCAUUCCCGACUUGGUCGUCUGGCCGCUGUGCCAUGAAGACGUCGUCAGUCUGGUGUCCCUGGCUUCGCAGCACAACGUUGUCGUCAUACCAUUUGGAGGUGGUACGAGCGUGUCGGGUGCCCUCGAAUGUCCGGUUACAGAGACCAGGAUGAUUGUUUCACUGGACACAUCUCAAAUGAAUCGUAUCCUGUGGGUUGACAAGGUGAACAUGACUGCCAACAUUGAGGCUGGCAUCAUUGGCCAAGACCUGGAGAGACAGCUGGCAGAGCAUGGCCUUUGCACGGGGCACGAACCAGACUCGUACGAGUUCAGCUCACUCGGUGGCUGGGUGGCGACUCGGGCGUCCGGGAUGAAGAAGAACGUGUACGGAAACAUUGAGGACCUGGUGGUGCACGUGCGGCUGGUGACGCCCAGUGGCACGGUCGAGCGCAGCUGCCAAGUGCCCCGCAUCUCAAGUGGGCCCGACGUGCACCACUUCGUGCUUGGUUCGGAAGGUACCCUGGGUGUGGUUACACAGGUGGUGCUCAAGGUGCGGCCGCUGCCGCAGUGCCAACGCUACGGCUCCAUCGUCUUCCCCACUUUCGAGCCGGGUGUCGCCUUCUUGCAGGAGGUCACCCGACAGAACAUUCGGCCAGCCUCCAUACGUCUCAUGGACAACCAGCAGUUCGUCUUCGGGCAAGCACUCAAACCCGAAGCAUCCUCCCUCCUGGCACCACUGUGGGACGGCUUCAAGAAGUUCUAUGUGACGCGCAUCAAGGGCUUCAAUCCUGAGCAGAUCUGCGUCACUACUCUGCUGUUUGAAGGCAACAAAGAGGACGUCGACAUACAAGAGAGGCGGGUGUAUGAGGUUGCAGCCAAAUACGGUGGCUUGGCUGCUGGUGAAGAGAAUGGCAUGCGGGGAUACAUGCUGACCUUUGUCAUCGCAUACAUCAGGGACCUAGGUCUGGACUUCAGCGUCGUUGCCGAAUCGUUCGAAACAUCUGUACCAUGGGACAGGGUGGUGGACCUGUGCCGCAACGUCAAGGACGUCAUCAUGCGAGAGACACGGAAUCACGGCGUGUCUUUGCCCCCGCUGGUUUCGUGUCGCGUGACACAGACGUACGACGCGGGAGCCUGCGUCUACUUCUACUUUGCCUUCAACUACUCGGGCGUCGCCGAUCCCGUCCAUGCGUACGAGGAGAUUGAGGCCGCGGCGAGAGACGAGAUCCUGGCAUGCGGAGGCAGCAUUUCUCAUCAUCACGGAGUUGGCAAGAUACGAAAGCGCUGGCUCGAGCAGACGAUAUCAAGCACGGGCUUGCAGAUGCUCCGCGCCGUGAAGCAAAGCGUCGACCCACAGAACAUCUUCGCCAACGGCAACCUGGCGAUGUGAAUUCAACGAACAAAACGGACUAUGCUGCUUCUUCCAGGAGGCAUUUUCGUGGAAGGCUCACACUAGCAGGGUUGCUGACACAGCCGCCAGGCUUUUAUAAAAAGCCAGCUUCUCGUGGCUUUUUUUAUAAAGGGCAUUAGGGUUAACUGUCAGUUGACUUGUGUCACAAGGGAAUGGAACGAGGCAAGCUGAGAAGGACGAGUGGUGGAAUAGAUUCCACUGAUGCGUCUUUGUGCAAGUCUGUUUGCCACUGUGCCACGCCGUUCCUGGUGCACAUGGGGGCACCCGCCUGUAGUUGUGACUGUGGUGUAGUUGGGUAAGGUUGACCACACUUCGGGCUGACUCCAGCUACUUUGGAAGGAUGCCUCUUUGACGUGCGACUAUGGUACACUUGUUAACUACUGGGGUGUACUUGCUUACAUUGCGAUUGCUUCUUUUUGUACCCUCUUCAGUCUAGUAACGUUCAGAGUGCGCACAUUGCGUGAAACUCACCAGGGUGCAAUUAUCCACAUGCCCAGUGCCCAAGUACGUCGGUUAGAGUCGAAUCUGGAUAUAUCGAAUCUUAAGGGGAUCACAAGUUUCAUAUACAUAUAGUUAUUCCAUAUAUCACAAAUUUUAUAUAUUAAAAAUAUAUUCAAGGUCAUAUUACAGCUCCACGAUAUGCGCAAUACUGUAAUUCAUUACAUGUGGGUUCGAUAUAUUCGGGUUCAGCUGUAUCUCCAGUCACAUGAAUUGCAUUGCCACAGCAGUCUUGUACAGCCAUCACACUGGUGCAGUGUCACCACAACCAGCAUGUAGUACAUUAACGCUAAGUUGAAGAAGAAAAAAAUCUUGCGACGUGGUUGCCUGUGAGUCAACCACGUUGUGAGUCAACCACGCAACGUGGUUGACUGUGAACCACUCAAGGAAACAUGGACAGGGGAAGCACACACUACUGGCUGAGUUAUGUUUACUUCAACUUACUAUUGACACUUGAACAUCGUUUCAUGGUUGAGCGAAUAACAAUGCUUGGCCACCGUGCUGCUCGUUGUUUUCUUUCAUCUCCUGCAUCUCCGAGUGUACUGCAAAGCAUGCCAGUGUGUGUGUGUGUUUUGGCACAAACUAAAUAUUAAAUUUAGUUGAUAAUGUUUUGGUCCUG